Molecule: messenger RNA, 1361 nt
Organism: Solanum dulcamara
Lineage: Eukaryota; Viridiplantae; Streptophyta; Magnoliopsida; Solanales; Solanaceae
Product: cinnamoyl-CoA reductase 1
Exons: 5
Coding region: 135-1133 (332 amino acids)
Molecular function (GO): oxidoreductase activity, acting on the CH-OH group of donors, NAD or NADP as acceptor
Source: RefSeq, a predicted model, not a curated record
CCAAACCACCCCUAUAUAUACACACUCCAUUUACUCUGUUUUACAUAUUAAUUUCCAAGAAAAGAGCCUAUCUAAUUCUACUUGAUCACCUUUGUCUAUAUCAUCUUCAUCACUGAGGUCAUCGGAAAAGUAGCAUGCCGUCCGUUUCCGGCCAAGUCGUCUGUGUUACUGGUGCCGGAGGCUUCAUCGCCUCUUGGCUUGUUAAACUUCUUCUGAAAAAAGGCUACACUGUUAGAGGAACUGUAAGGAAUCCUGAUGAUCCAAAGAAUUGUCAUUUGAGGGAGCUUGAAGGAGCAAAAGAGAGACUGACUCUGUGCAGAGGUGAUCUUCUUGAUUACCAGAGUUUGCGUGAAGCAAUCAACGGCUGUGAUGGAGUUUUCCACACAGCUUCACCCGUCACUGAUGAUCCAGAACAAAUGGUGGAGCCAGCAGUUAUUGGUACUAAGAAUGUGAUAACAGCAGCAGCAGAGGCCAACGUACGACGAGUUGUGUUCACUUCCUCAAUUGGAGCUGUGUAUAUGGACCCAAGCAGAGACCCUGAAAAAGUUGUCGAUGAGACUUGCUGGAGUGAUCCUGAUUUCUGCAAGAACACUAAGAAUUGGUAUUGCUAUGGGAAGAUGGUGGCAGAACAAGCAGCGUGGGACGAGGCAAGGGAGAAAGGAGUUGAUUUAGUUGCGAUCAAUCCAGUGUUGGUGCUUGGACCAUUGCUCCAAAAAACUGUGAAUGCCAGUGUUCUUCACAUCCUCAAGUACCUUACUGGCUCAGCUAAAACAUAUGCCAAUUCAACUCAAGCAUAUGUGCAUGUUAAGGAUGUGGCUCUAGCUCACAUACUUCUUUAUGAGACUCCUUCAGCAUCUGGCCGUUACCUCUGUGCUGAGAGUGUGCUUCACCGUGGCGACGUGGUUGAAAUUCUAGCCAAAUUCUUCCCUGAAUAUCCCAUCCCCACAAAGUGUUCAGAUCAGACGAAGCCAAGGGUAAGACCGUACAAAUUCUCAAACCAAAAACUAAAGGAUUUGGGACUGGAAUUUACACCAGUAAAACAAUGCUUAUAUGAGACGGUGAAGAGCCUACAGGAGAAAGGUCACCUUCCAAUUCCAACUCAAAAGGAUGAAAUUAUACGAAUUCAGACUUAGCUUUAUUAUGUACCAAGAACCAAAUGCUGGACCGAGAUAUAUUGCUUUUUUCCAUAAUAUAUCAUUUUUAUGUAAUAAUUUAUGUAUAUCUUUGGAAUGUUCAUAUAAUGGGACAGUUGUACUUUCAGUUUUUUCGGUUAUUGGUAAAUUGUGAGUUUCAUCCUUGUAAUAUAUAUUUGUACUUUUUAUUCCUUUAUAUUGGAAAUAUGUGAUAUAAGAUUAUUUUUA